Messenger RNA from Geodia barretti, 1825 nucleotides. The record is from the annotation of a GenBank genome assembly. NCBI's taxonomy places the organism in Eukaryota, Metazoa, Porifera, Demospongiae, Tetractinellida, Geodiidae.
UUCCCUCUGAAUAAUUUUGCACGGUUGGCAAGUGAGUGUUCAUGAAGCGAGGAACUGCUUGUUUUCAGCAGCUAUAACCGGCAUGGAGGAUCCUCCAGCACCGACGCUGAUCAGCUGUCAGUCCCUGGAGCAGUUCCUGCUGCUGGCAAAGUCGGCCAAGGGCUCUGCAGUGGCUGAGCUCAUAAAACACGCCACCGAGACGAGCGGCGUGUACGUCUUCAGCGAGCUACUGGAGUGCAAGUGUGUGGAGGAUAUUAGGAACGGUCCACACGCCAACAGCGUCAAACUGCUGGAAAUCUUUGCCUACAGCACCUACGAAGACUAUAAGAGUGAAUGCGCGUGUCUCCCUCCCCUCUCUCCCGCCCAACUAACGAAACUGAAACACCUCACAAUCGUGUCACUUGCCUCCCAGUGCAGGACAAUUCCGUAUUCAACGUUGCUAGUGACGUUGGACAUAACAAAUCUUCGAGAGCUGGAGGAUCUGAUCAUAGACGCCAUCUAUGCGGGAGUCAUUCAGGCAAAGUUGGACCAAAAGAACGAGAGAUUGGAGGUGGAGAGUUUCAUUGGAAGAGACAUAAAGAUGGAGGAACUGUCGGAUAUGGUUGAAAAAUUAGACAACUGGUGCAGCAACUGUAUGCAAGUACUGCAGGCAGUUGAGGGAGAGAUGACGCGGGCCAACCUGGUGAAAAUGGAGCACUCUCGAAGCAGGGACAAGAGAGAGGUGGAGCUGAAGCAACUGAAGGAGACACUGAAAGUGGCGUCCACUCUGGAGGGGGAGGUGCGGCAGUCCACGUCUCAGCCGCCCAGGGAACCGGCAAAGGCCACAGCAAAGAAGGGACUAAGAGGCAGUGCCGCUGAAGAGACGCAAAGCAUAAGAAAAGUGAUUCAUUUCGCAGGCAACUAGUCAGCCAAAAACUGUACAUAUAUCCGUGCAAUGAUUUUAUCUUUUAAACAAAUAAUUUUUGCAACCACUGAUGCUCGCUUUACGUACGUAUAAUUACUGCAAAACCAAUGAUUAAAAAUAAUGCGGACUGGAAAAAUACUGAUGGUGCUAAAAAAUUUGCCACUCCAAAAUCAGUCUUGCAAUAUAAAUACGCAAUGGUGUGAAAGUGAUUAAAAAGUACACACAGGUCUGAAAAUACUGAUGGUGGUAAAAAGUUUUACAUGCCAAAAUCGGUGUUUGAGUUAAUUGUACUGAGUGAUGAUGAUGAUGAUGAUGAUGAUGACGACGAUGAUGAUGAUUGUUGUGAUGAUGGGAUGGUGAUGUGAAGUGCUGUCACGGCAGCGAGACAAGACGCGCCAAACGAAACAAAGAGCGUGAUUUGAUGAGUCCCGAAGAACCGGAUCAGAAAACCCAUGGAGGUGGCCACGAGAAACUGGGCAAAGAACAUCUGCAUGCAGAGCAGCGAGAUUGCUUUUCCUGUGAUGUCACUGCUCUCUGGCCAAGGCCUUGAGAGAAGAAUGCCAGCCUCCUGUGUGUGUAAUUACAGUGGAUGAACAAAUGGAUGCCAGCGUCCUACGUCUAAAAGAGGUGUCCAGGUGUCUACUCUUAUAUAUAGGACAAUAUUACCAGCCUCCUCCUGUGUGUAAUUUCAAAGCCAGCGUCCUAUAUAAUAUUAUGUUUGUGAAAUGUGCUUGGUCUAGUCUUCUAGGGCAAUAAUUGCUAGUUGCCUAUGUAUAUAAGGUGUCUAAAAUAGCAGUCUCCUACGCGAGUUUGUUAGCAAAUAUGAAUGGUGAAUCUACAUGUAACAUUAUGCUAUUAGCUACACAGCAAACAUGCAGUGUGGUAAUGGCUGAGGUUCAAUAGCACUGUCAACCCUACCUG